AUGAUUCCAUUGCUAACCUUGACCGAUCCCCUCCAGGCCAUUGCGACAUCCUCACAGCUUCUACAGCCCCCCACAUUCCAUUUUCUCGAUAGCUCUGCCAGCGACGCCGCCGUUGGCUCAGCAUUGAUUUCAUACGACGAAGUACAGAAGCAUACCUCGGCCGAAGACUGCUGGGUAAUCAUAAACGGUUUUGUAUACGAUGUGACUGAUUUCCUUCAAUUGCACCCCGGAGGCGUCCAGGCCAUAGUGGCGCAAGCCGGGAAGGACGCCAGCAAGCUGUUCACGAUGCUUCACCCGCCCGACGCCCUUGGGACCCUCCCGACAGAGUACUGCCUCGGACCCGUGGACCCGGAGACCUUGCCGGCGCAGGAGGAGGAGGAACUCUCGGAGGCUGAGCAGCUCCGGCAAGAGGCCCGGGAGAACAUGCCCCCGGCGGAGAACAUGGUCAUGGUGCAGGACUUUGAGGACUGGGCGGAGAAGGUGUUGAGCGAGACCGCCUGGGCGUAUUAUCGAAGCGCGGCUGAUGAAGAGAUGACUUUUACUGAGAACCGCGACGCCCUGCGCCGAUACUUCUUCCGCCCACGUAUUCUGCAAAAGAACUCCACCGAGGGCAUCACCGAGACGACUUUCAUGGGCAUCCCUACCAGUGUACCGAUCUUCAUCUCGCCCGCCGCAAUGGCAAAGCUCGGACACCCUCUUGGAGAAGUCAACCUGACCAAGGCUGCUGGAGAGUGUGGAAUUGUUCAGAUGAUUUCAGCCAACUCCAGUUGUGGGCUUGAGGAAAUGUUCGAGGCCAAGCGGGAGGACCAGUCUCUCAUCUACCAGCUGUACCUCAACAAGGACCGAGCUGCCUCCGAGACUCUCAUCCAAAAAGUAGAGAAGCUGGGAGCCAAGGCCAUCGUCUUCACGGUAGACGUCAUGUGGCAGUCCAAGCGGACCAUGGAUGUCCGCGCCAAGUUGCCUUCUCCGGCUGAAGCUGCCGCAGCCGCGGCUGCUCCGGCGCCCGCCUCCGUCUCGCAUGCUAUUUCAGGAUACCAGGACUACAACCUUACGUGGAGCGAUUUGGCCUUUAUCCGGAAAAACACCAAGCUCCCCAUCAUCGUCAAGGGAGUCCAGUCGGUCGAGGAUGUCCAACUUUGCGCUGACCACGGUGUGCAAGGCGUUAUCCUCUCAAACCACGGAGGUCGCCAAGCUGACUACUCUCCCGCCCCAAUCGAUAUUCUGUAUGAAGUUCGAUCAUUGAGACCUGAAUUGUUCGACAAGGUGGAGAUCAUGAUCGACGGAGGCAUCCGCACUGGAGCCGAUGCCGUUAAGGCCCUUGCCCUCGGUGCUAAAGCCGUCGGAAUUGGACGACCGGCCCUGUAUGCGAAUGGUACACAUGGAGAGGAGGGUGUCAAGCGCGUUAUCAACAUUUUUCAAGAAGAAAUUGCAAGCACCAUGCGGAAUAUCGGUGUCAGCAAAAUUCAAGAUCUCAAGCCGGAAAUGGUCGGGCCAGCAGGGCCGUGGGUAGGACGCAACAGGCCGCCAUACGUGCCUUGA
Messenger RNA from Clonostachys rhizophaga, 1539 nucleotides. Lineage: Eukaryota; Fungi; Ascomycota; Sordariomycetes; Hypocreales; Bionectriaceae. The record is from the annotation of a GenBank genome assembly.